Perkinsus marinus ATCC 50983 is the source of this 756-nucleotide messenger RNA. RefSeq lists its product as hypothetical. The annotation marks the transcript as partial. The record is from RefSeq and is a predicted model, not a curated record. The transcript has a single exon. NCBI's taxonomy places the organism in Eukaryota, Perkinsozoa, Perkinsida, Perkinsidae.
AUGUCACUUGAAGACGGUAGCACCCCAUCGGCGACUCAGAAAGUCUUAGAAGGUUUGGAAACACCGAUCUUCGCGACAGACUUUAUAUGCUCAGCCAUACAGAAGAAUGGUAUGGACCGUUUGGAGUUUUUGGCUUCCAUGAGCGAGAACGGUUGGGAGAGACUGCUUUCGGCCCAUCACCAGGAGACCCAGGUGGUCGCCGCUAGCAACCCCUCGUCGCCAGCGAACCCCGGUACUGCAGCAUCUUCCACGGAUCCCGGGACCGAUGCCACUCAAAGUUCUACAGCAACUGCCUCACAGCGGACACUCACUAACAACAACGGCACGAGCGUGACCCAGGUUCAGUUCGUGAUGAUCAUCGCCUGUGCUAAGGCCGCUUCAGCUGAAGCCAGAAGGCUUUUGGAACGUGGCCAGAGAGAACUAGAUGCCGCGACUUCGUCAUCGUCGGGCCCUCAAGUCAACAUCGACAAGCUUAUCAAGAACCUAACGGAGAAACUCGGUGUGGUUCCACCUAAUAUAGUACCGGACGAGAAGGUCAUGAAGCUACUCUCGAAGUCUAGCAGUGCGUAUGUAGACUUCAAGCUUCUCAACGUCUCUAACUCUAACUCAAAUGCAAGGAAAAGAUUGAGAACCACUACAACGGGGCUGGUUGUCGAGGUAUACGAAAAACCUGAGGAUUCCCGCUCUGGCGAUAAUGGUCUCGUUCUCGACAUUAUGGGGGCUUGGACAGCGCAGUUUGGUAGAUAUGUCGCGGGC